UCUUUGCGGUAAAAAAGAAAAAAACAGCUGAAACGGAACGGCAACAAAACACGGUCGAAUGGAUUUUCAAUAAAUUGAAAAAAAGGAAAAAAUUGUUAAGAUUCCGUAAAAUAUUUUUUGUCCAAAAUCAAAAUUAAAAGAAGAAGGAAAAAAUCCUUAAGGUCAAGACAAGGACAGGAAAAAAUUUCUUUUUUAUAUACACAAGAAAAGAAAAAAGUAAAACCCGAAAAUGUCAAAUUUACAAAGAACUUUAUUGAAAGGUCGUUUGCCUCCAACCAUACCCAGCGGUCGCAUCGGAAGAAGCGAUUCCUUUAAAAAGUCGCGUAUACGGGACUUUAAACCAUCAAUGUGGAAUCAAUUCUUUGCUGAGAAGCAAGACGUUGUUAUCGAUGAUAAGCGCACCUUUUGCAUCUAUCGUACUAAAGAGCCAGAAAAGCCGGGACCGGUUUUGUUGCUGUUACAUGGCGGUGGCUAUUCAGGAUUGACUUGGGCACUUUUUUGUUCUGAAAUCACGACCAUGAUACACUGUCAGUGUUUAUCUAUCGAUUUGCGCGGUCACGGUGAUACACACACAGAUGAAGAUGACGAUUUAUCGGCUGAUACCUUGGCUAAAGAUAUCGGUGACUUGAUCCUGAAAUUAUAUCCGGAAAGUAUGCCACCUGUCUAUGUUGUGGGACACUCGAUGGGUGGAGCGAUUGCUGUGCAUUUUGCCCAUAUGGAAUUGAUACCAAAUUUAGUUGGUAUCACUGUUAUCGAUGUAGUCGAAGGUACCGCUAUGGAGGCAUUGGCCAGUAUGCAAAGUUUCUUGCGUUCACGACCACAAUAUUUUAAAAGUAUUCCAAAUGCCAUUGAAUGGUGUAUACGCAGCGGCCAAAUACGCAAUGUAGACAGUGCUAAAAUCUCUAUGCCGGGUCAGAUAAUCAAUUGCACAACGAAAAAACUCGCUACAAAUGAACUACCACUGUCAGCAGAGGAAGAAGACAGUAGUGCUUCUACACAGAAAUUUAUGCAUCACUUUAGUAUAUCUGAAGAUGAAGAAAUUACUAAUGAAACUAAUGCAGAAAGCAAUAACGUGACUCCAGAGAAUCCAGAUUUUAAGAAACCCCCAACUACUAACGAAACGGAUAACAAAAAAUAUACUUGGCGUAUCGAUCUUUCGAAAUCUGAGAAAUAUUGGGUCGGAUGGUUUUCGGGCUUAAGCGAGAAAUUUUUGAAUUUGCGUUUACCGAAACAAUUGCUAUUGGCCAGCAUUGAUGGCCUGGAUAAAACCUUAACCGUUGGUCAAAUGCAAGGCCGCUUCCAAAUGCAAGUGUUAGGUCGCUGCGGCCAUGCUGUCCACGAAGAUCGUCCUCAUGAAGUUGCCGAAGUAUUGAGUGCUUACCUUAUAAGAAAUCGUUGCGCUGAGGCGGCUGGUGAAAUCCGUUGCCAUAUGCCAGCCUGUUGAAUCUAUUUUUUUUUUCUCACACAAUCAGCAGCAAAAUAUUUUAUUGUACACACUCAUCCUCUGUCCACCAUUACACUAUCAAUUUAAUUUAUCAUAUUUAUACCUGUCACUUAGGGGAGGCGACUAACUAACUUUAACCCACCCAUAAUACCGAUAAAAUGGGAAUCCCAUUGAAUGCAUAUUUUUUUUAUUAGCUUGAACUUUUGAAUGUUAUUUAACACGUGUACCUUUUUGCUGUUGGUGAUCGCAAAGACGUAAAAAUUGAGAAAAGACGUAAUUAAGAAAGAAAAAAAAUUAUUAUAAAUAAAAAUAAAUUUGAAAGUUAUCAGAUGCGUGGGAAUAACUUUUAUAGAAAUGAUACCGAACCAGCUCCUUGGAGAACAUGUAACAAAUUGAAUGUGAAUCUGCAAUCCUAGGUGACAGGUAUCGAAGAAUCGCCCUGUGGUGGGUUUUAUUUUUAAUUUUAUAUAAACUAAAAAAAUUCUACAAAACAAAAAAAGUUUAUAAAAACUAAUAUAUAUUCCGAGUAUUUAUUCUAGCGGCGUUAAUAGUAUAAAUAAUAAAACGACCAAACGCAACGAUUCAAAAGCUUCAUUU
Messenger RNA from Glossina fuscipes, 2041 nucleotides. Its product is annotated as protein phosphatase methylesterase 1. Gene Ontology annotation, molecular function: protein methylesterase activity. Gene Ontology annotation, biological process: protein demethylation. Bases 230 to 1444 code for a protein of 404 amino acids. NCBI's taxonomy places the organism in Eukaryota, Metazoa, Arthropoda, Insecta, Diptera, Glossinidae. The transcript has 6 exons. The record is from RefSeq and is a predicted model, not a curated record.